Molecule: messenger RNA, 4767 nt
Organism: Osmia bicornis bicornis
Lineage: Eukaryota; Metazoa; Arthropoda; Insecta; Hymenoptera; Megachilidae
Product: probable cytochrome P450 6a13
Exons: 6
Coding region: 2799-4361 (520 amino acids)
Molecular function (GO): monooxygenase activity; iron ion binding; heme binding
Source: RefSeq, a predicted model, not a curated record
CUUCGCAUAUAUCAGACGGCACUCUAAUCUUAUUCAAGCCUAAUUAGUAGAUGUGACCGCGUCAACCAAUAAUACACUACAGCCGAAAGUACAUGGAGCCGAGGUGGGUCACGACCAAUUGGACCCGGAUUCCUUUCGAGUAUCAGCUUAGCAAACGUAGACGAUUAUUCGCAAUGGAUGCGGACUGUCCGCGGAGCGGCCCAUGAUUGAUCCAUUAUUAAUUCGCUGUUGACCUAUUAUUGAUUCAUAGUUUCUCCACGAUCAAUCCGCAAUUAAUCCACUAUUGAUAAUUUGCUUCUCUACGUUUAAGGUUAACCACCUUGAAUUUUAAUUUACCAAGGAAAUGAUGCCCUCAGCAUUGCAGCGUUACAACGAUAUCAGUUGUAUGAGUUAUACAAGUAUGAAGGAAUCCACAUGUGCAAUGUGCGUUGUUAUAAGAAGAGAUGUCAAAACACUGAUGCAUCAUCAUUGUAAUUGGUAAGUUAAGAUUUGAUUUAUAUUCAGUUAUGAUCUCAGUGCUAAAGAAUUUAAAAUAAGAAUAAAUCAUCGUUAAAGAUUAUUUAUGUAUAGUAUCGAGCAAAGUAGGCUCUUCUAAGGAAAAUGGUGAAAUAGGAGCCUGCGACAUUGCUCGAUGCUGUAUUUAAUCGCUUAUCUUGCGGCGAAAGUAAUUUUCUGCUUUCUUAAUUUCAUCACUCGCCACCAGAUGGCGACAACACUUCAAAGCGUGUCCGUUACGAAAUUUGAAAACAUGAAAUUGUAUUAGACAUAAAUGAAAAGAAUGUAAAUUUGUAUCUUAAGUAGUCCACUACUCAUAAGAUUCAAAACAAUAAGUAAUAAUAAACAUCACAGAAAGUUACUAGUAAAGGAUGCACAUAUUGUGCCAACUAGUUUUUGUUCGCGUUGCUUAUAAUUUUCCGAGAAUCUACUCUCGUAUAUCAUAACGGAGGUACAUAUAAGGUAAAGAAAAGCACACAAGAAAUAUGUACAUACACGUAGUGUAAUGAACUUCCUAUGCUCGACCAUCUGUUUUUCUCUAGAAGUAUAGAAAGGAGAAAUCAGGCUGUUAGUAAAAGUAAGAUCUAUUUUCAUUUGCAAUGAAUUGCCGACAGACAUGCAUUCAUGACGAGAAGUAAACCGUGUUAUCUAUGCAUACAACGUAAUACCUAUCACAUUCUAGAAUUCCACGUUUGAUUUUUUAAAUUACAUACAUAUAAUUUACAUUAGAUAAAACGAUAAAGCUUAGUAUAUUAAAUCAUUAGAGUAUUAGAAUACUGGAAUAACAAAAUAUUCAGGCAUUCGGACAUACGCAUAUAAAUACUGAAUAGUAUUAUCGCUGGUAUACUGACGUGUUUACAAGCGGAUCUGUUGCAACAUAACGCUGUAACCUGAAUUGCUGCUAAUAUGUAAUUUAUCUUGUUAGAACCAACACCAAAGAAAAAGUUAUAUACACGCGCGUACAUAAAUAUUCGAGCUCUAAAAAUUGUGAUCAAACCUUUCAAGACUUAUCAAGACUCAAGAGUCGUGUCUUCGAGACUUUGAAGGGGCUCCCGGAUGAUCAAUAUUCGAUUAAAAUUCAAAUUGAUUCCAAACUUUCUCUAAGUAUUUACAUUCGAAACGCUCGAUGGGCCAUCUACUAAUUACUAUGAGGGAGAGGGGAAAAGGGUUAGGCAGGCUGUUAAACGAGAGGCUGUUGAACAGUGCACGACCAUGCACGACUUCGGGCACGAACGCCAGUCGCAGCAAUAGCGCAAAGUCUGUGUAAAUGCGUGCGUGCGUGCGUACGUUCAUGAUUUCCAGUCGGUGGGAGGUCAGCUUGGUCAGCCUUUCGGCGAGAACGAUACGCGUUGCGUAGACGCGUCGUUCCCUUCUCUCCUUCCUUUCUUUCUCCUCUUCCUCUUUCUAUCUUUUCUUCUUGUCCCCAAACUCGUGCAGUCGAUUCGAAGCGUGUCAACUCCGCUGCCACUUAUUUUACGCUCGCGUGAAUUUUUUUACAGAUCUCUUUUAGACGAUAAGUAAUUUAGUGUUCGCGUGGGCGGAGGUCCUUUGAUUCACUGAAUGACGCACGGUACAUACAACCGCUGAGAAUACGUGUAAUAACCUAUGUAACGCGUUUUUUGCAAAUACCGAAAAUAAGUGUCAAGGGAAUAGCUACCAUGACUAAUAUCCUACUGUGAUAUGCCGGAAGUUUAACUUUUCGCUCUACGGAUUUUCGAGCAACAAAGAGUGCUUUCUCGAAAGACGAUGGUGCAUUAUAUUAUCACGGUCCGAUGAUCGCAAACAAAAGUGUGAGACACUGAUUUCUUUUAUCAGAUAUCAAACGAUUUUUCAAAAACGGGAUUUCAUCGAACAGUCGUGAUUAAUCGAACGUUUUUCGACCGUCGAAAUUGAGAAUUUAAUAACAAAUGACGUGCUCAUUCGAAACGUCAUCGCGCGCGAACACGCGGAGAAAAAGUGAUGCACGUGUAUCUCACUGACAUUUCUCUCGCGAGGACUUAUGAGUCACUCUCCUUUACCGACAAUUGCACUUCUACGCCGGUAAACAGUUCCAAGGAUUCCAUUGGAACAGUCGGUUGUGUAAUUCGAGACGCGACUCCAAAGAGUGUGUCCUUUGUUUUACAAUUAACACCGACCUCGCUGCGAUAAACGUUGAACCGAUAUCCGGUGCACAGUCAACGCAGUGCUGUUCUGCUAGAACGUGGUGUAAAUAAAAAGAGAAACUGUACGUUUUAUUUGAAAUUAAAAGAAGAAAAAAAAUGAAAAUAAUAAAUUGAAUAAAAGGAAAUUGUAUUAUAUUUGAGAUGUGGAGCAUAAUCAGAAACUUUCUGGAACAGUUCCUUUUAUUGGGGCUGUUCCUUAGCAUUUUAUACUGUUUCCUCACUUCCACCUUCAAUUUCUGGGAGAUUCGCGGCGUUCCCUUCCGGAAGCCUACCGUUCUCUUCGGCAACUAUGCAUCUUUGUUGUUGUUCCAAAUAUCAUUGCCGGAAGGUAUCAAGGAGAUGUACGAAUGGUUCAAAGACGAGAGAUUCUUCGGGGCGUUUCGCGUGAAAUCGCCCGUCCUGAUUCUGCGUGAUCCAGACCUUAUCAAGAACGUAUGCGUGAAGAAUUUUGCUUGUUUCUCGAACCGCGGCAUACCGGUGAAUUCUCAGGAUCCAUUGUCCGCCCACCUGUUUAAUCUAGAGGGAAAGAAAUGGAAGAGCCUGAGGUCGAAGCUGACCCCAGCCUUUUCAUCCGGCAAAUUAAAAAGAAUGUUCUACCUGCUGGCCGAGUGCGGGGAAGAGUUUCAAAAAUUAAUCGGAUCCUCGUCCGAGGCCGAUCGGCCAAUCGAGAUUCGCGAAUUGGCGGCGAAAUUUACGAUAGACGUCAUUGGUAGCUGCGCCUUCGGCAUACAAAUAAACGCGCUCACCGACGAGGAAUCCGAGUUCCACAGGGCUGCGAAAAAGCUCUCGAGACCAAGCUACAAGGCCACCCUAUGGCGGAUGCUUAGAACAGCUAUGCCGAGGGUCUAUAAAUUUUUAAGCGUUCAAGUGAUCAAUCCCGAGGUAACGAGAUUUUUCAAGAACGUCGUGUCGCAGAUGCUGAAGCAACGAGAAGAGCACGGUAUCAAGAGGCACGACUUUAUGGACCUGUUGAUCGAAUUAAAAAAUAAAGGCACUUUGGAAAAUGAGGCUAGUAACGGGCACGUUAGCAACGACGAAGAUGCGGACACCGUCGAGGAAAUAGAACUGGACGAGAACAGUAUUGCUGCCCAAGCGUUUGUAUUUUUCGCUGCCGGCUACGAAACUUCGUCCAACACCAUUGCAUUUUGCCUUUACGAGUUAGCAUUGAAUGCAGAGAUUCAGGAAAGAACGAGACGCGAUAUUCAAGACGCCAUCGACAACAGAGACGGAAAAUUGACUUAUGAUGCCGUGCAGGACAUGAAAUACCUUGAUAUGGUUAUAGCAGAAACUCUUCGAAAAUAUCCACCGGCGUCGUUAUUAUCUCGUAGAUGCGAAUAUCAAUAUCAAAUACCGGGUAGUAAAGUGGAACUACCACCGGGUAUGCGGGUUAUUAUACCAAUUUACGGACUCCAUCAUGAUCCAGAUUAUUAUCCGAAUCCGGCGACGUUUGAUCCUGAACGGUUUACGGAAGAGAACAAACGCACGAGACAUCCGUACACGUAUCUUCCGUUUGGCGAAGGGCCAAGAAAUUGUAUAGGAAUGAGGUUUGCAUUGUUACAAAUUAAAGUGGGUAUCAUUUCAUUCCUAAGGAAGCAUAGAGUGGAGGUUUGUGAGAAAACAGUUAUACCAAUCAAAUUUAGUAGAAGAAGCUUGGUAACGACGAGCGAGAAUGGAUUCUGGUUAAAAAUUGUACAGUAUUCUUAAACUAUUUUAAGUCUGCUGUGUACUUAAUAUACCUCAACAAAGUAAUCAAUAUUUUUUUUUAAUUCUUUGAUAUGAUCAAUGCCAAUACAGCCAAUCAAUAACUUUAAUAUCAAGCUUUAAUUGUUUGUUCAUUGAAACUAUUAAUCAGUUGUAUUCAUUAUAUUAGUCAGAAAUUGCAAUCUCGAUUUAAGUUACCAUAAAUAGUGCAAGUAAAUUUUAAUAUAAUAUACUGAUAAUUAGAAAUUAUUUUUAAGAGAAUAGUUUAUUACAAAUGUACUUUUAGUAUAAUAUUCUUAUACAAACGAAACAUUUAUAUUUUUGUAAACAUUUUAUGUACUAUAAAGAACACAUUGUAUAAUGUACUGUUGUAACAAAUAUGGCAUUAGAAAUAAAAAAAUAAGAAAUA